Molecule: messenger RNA, 1696 nt
Organism: Brassica rapa (field mustard)
Lineage: Eukaryota; Viridiplantae; Streptophyta; Magnoliopsida; Brassicales; Brassicaceae
Product: aspartic proteinase Asp1
Biological process (GO): proteolysis
Molecular function (GO): aspartic-type endopeptidase activity
Source: RefSeq, a predicted model, not a curated record
UGAGUCCUAUGGUUUAAGCUAAGAAUCCUCUUACCUGUCUACUUAUGUCAAGUAAAAAAAAUAUUCUUUCUUUGUUUAUUUAUGCAGAAAAAGUCCUUUUAGGAAUUCAAUAUAAAGACAAUUUUUUCUUGUAAUAAAUAUCUUCAAUGUCUUUGGUCUCUGUCGUUUUCCAUCUUCAUCAUCAGCAUCACGUGAUUGGCUAAUACAAAACUUAUUCUAUCUUUAUUUUUUAUUUCACCUCACUAACCGUGAAGAAUGGUGAAAAUGAAUGUUCGUUGUAUGAUUCUGUUGAUGGUGAUGUCUCUGGGGCUCUCGUCGGCAGUUGAUUUCAGAUGGAGGAAAGGUGGGGGGUUCUCUGGUAGAUUCACCAGAGGAGCUGGCGGCUCUUCAGUUGUGUUCCCAGUUCAUGGAAACGUCUAUCCUCUUGGGUAUUAUAACGUUACCAUCAACAUAGGACAACCACCAAGACCUUAUUAUCUUGAUCUUGACACUGGUAGUGAUCUCACUUGGCUCCAAUGUGAUGCUCCUUGUGUUCGUUGCUUGGAGGCACCUCAUCCACUUUAUCAGCCUAGCAACGAUUUAAUCCCUUGCAGUGAUCCAUUAUGCAAGGCGAUGCAUAUGAAUGGUAACCAUAGAUACGAGGCUCAAGAGCAAUGUGACUAUGAGGUUGAGUAUGCUGAUGGAGGGUCUUCUCUCGGUGUACUCGUUAGAGAUGUCUUCUCGUUGAAUUAUACAGAAGGUCUCCGUCUCACUCCACGUCUUGCUCUCGGAUGUGGAUACGAUCAAAUCCCAGGGGCAUCGAGUCAUCAUCCUCUAGAUGGAGUGUUGGGGCUUGGUAGGGGGAAAGUAAGCAUUUUAUCACAGCUUCAUAGCCAAGGUCAUGUCAAGAAUGUUAUCGGUCAUUGCUUAAGCAGCUUAGGUGGUGGGAUUCUGUUUUUUGGAGACGAUCUUUAUGAUUCUUCAAGGGUCUCUUGGACACCUAUGUCCCGUGAAAACUCAAAACACUACUCUCCUGCGAUGGGAGGGGAGCUUUUGUUCGGGGGAAGAACAACUGGGUUGAAGAAUCUGUUGACAAUAUUUGAUAGUGGCAGUUCUUACACUUAUUUUAACUCCAAGGCGUACCAGGCAGUCACAUACUUGUUGAAGAGAGAGCUAAGUGGGAAACCGUUGAAAGAAGCAAGGGAUGAUCACACGCUGCCUCUGUGUUGGCAAGGACGUAGGCCGUUCAUGAGCAUAGAAGAAGUGAAGAAGUAUUUCAAGCCUCUAGCUUUAAGCUUCAAAACCGGGUGGAGAUCAAAAACUCUGUUUGAAAUACCCCCAGAAGCUUAUCUCAUCAUCUCUAGGAAGGGAAAUGUAUGUUUAGGAAUCUUGAAUGGCACAGAGAUAGGUCUCCAGAACAUGAACCUCAUCGGCGAUAUAUCAAUGCAAGAUCAGAUGAUAAUCUAUGACAAUGAGAAACAAUCCAUUGGGUGGAUCCCAGCUGAUUGUGAUGAACUUGCUUCACUACAAGCUUCUGCUGCUCAAGUUUAUGAAUAUUGAGAAUAAUGCUAUAAUACACAGUUUAUAAAAUCCUUGGUAAAGAAAAACUGAGAUGUAAUAGAUAAAAACUUCAUUGUUGUAGUUGUAUCAUAUUUUACCAAACUGAGAUGUAAUAGAUAACUUUUCUCAUCUGAAUUGGAUUGUUGUUUAUAAUUCA